Molecule: messenger RNA, 2517 nt
Organism: Ziziphus jujuba (common jujube)
Lineage: Eukaryota; Viridiplantae; Streptophyta; Magnoliopsida; Rosales; Rhamnaceae
Product: WPP domain-interacting tail-anchored protein 2
Exons: 6
Coding region: 414-2471 (685 amino acids)
Source: RefSeq, a predicted model, not a curated record
AUGUGACAAGACGUUUAACAAACAACGUAUUUGGCACUUUGAUGGAAAAGAAAAAAAAAAAAAGGAAGAAAAAGCUGACAAACAAUUGGGUCCUACGUGGAGCGUGAGUUUUGCCAACCGCUCUACCACACAACAUUCUUUGAUUGGCAGUGUGAAACUUUUUGUGUCUGAUUUUUGACUUAUUUGGUUGUUUUAGCUUCACAUAGAUCCACACAGCUUCACGGCCAAAGUCUUUCUUUUUGUGCCUUUGCUUUAACGGUAAAGUGAAAAUAAAAAGGUGGUUAAGGCUCACAAAAAAUAAAGAAGAAGGAAAGACUGUUGCUUUAUGAUCAUUGUUUCUUGUGGCUGUUGAUUUUUCCCUUGUGAGCUGACAAGAAAGACCCAGAAAGUUUUUUUCUUCCAGUUCCUGAACCAUGUUGGAUUUGCGAAAGGUUAAGGUUGCCAACUUGCCAAGCCACAAAAAUUCAGAUAUGGCAACGGAAGACAAUGAUAUUGGUGAUAUUAAUGUGGAGAGUCCCUCAACUGGGAUGCUAGAAUUAGAGACUUUCAUGAAUGUUCUUACAAAAGUAGACUUGGACUUGGGGUUUUCUUCUGAGAAGUUAGUAAAUCUCCAUGUACUUUUGAUAACCCUUUUGGCCCAGGAAAAUGAUCUUGAGGCAAUGGCGGUGGGGAAUAACUAUGUCUCGGCAGAUUUUAUAGAAAAGGCAUUGGUAUUUAAUCUGUCAUCUGGCAUUUUAGAUUCUGAGGUAAGAGAGCUGGACAGUUUCAUGGAUAGUGCCGAAGCAGAAAUUUUUGAUGCCCAUCAAAAAAUAUCUUCAUGCAGACACUUGAGAGAAAUAUACACAACGAUGGAAAAGAAGUUGCAUGAUUCUGAAGAAUCCUUUAUACAGUCUCGCAAUCACAUUUUGGAGAUGAAGUUGCAGUCAGCUAAGUUGCAAAGAACUGCUCUUGCUUUCGCACAUGAUAACUGGAAAACUGAUAUUGACCCAGAAUUAUCGGAAACUGGUCUACUGUCAAAUGUAAAUGCUAAAUCAAAUCUGCAGAUGGCUGGACAACAAAGACAUAUUCUAAGGAUGCUGGAAAAAUCACUUGCAAGAGAGCUAGAUCUUGAGAAGAAAUUAAUUGAGUCAAGACAAGGUGAAGAAGAACUGAAACUAAAGCUACAUUAUAAGGAGCAGAUAGCAUUUCACAUGGAAGAGGCUGCAGAAGUAGUUUGGGGAAGGUUUUUAGAGGCUGAUAAUUCUGCUGAGGUGCUUAGGGGAGUUUCAAAGGAAUUGGUGGGUCAACUUCAUCUUGUUCAUUUUCAUUUGAAUAGUUUGAUUCAAAGAGAAAACGAUUUGAAAUCUAAAUUGCAAGAUAGUAUAGAAGAACUUAAAGGAAAAGAGACUGCUUUAGAGAAGCUCAAGAGUAGUAAUGAAGAAAAUAGUGCCAACAAUGCUGAAUUGUCUUCUUUGAGGGAAAAAGUGAAGUUUCUUGAGGAAAAGCUGAAAGCAUCUGAGAUCCAGCUGAAAGAUGCAAAUUCCACAAAUAAAUCAAGUCAAGAAAAACUUGCGGAAAUGGAAAGUAUAAUUGACUCAUUGAGAGAAAGCAUUUACAUGGCUGACACUAGGGCUGAAAGUGCAGAAUUAAAGGUUGCAGAGUUAACGGGGUCGAAUGUGGAAAUUACAGAAGAGCUGAAUUUUCUUAAAGGAAGUGCUAGUAAGGCAGAAAAGAAGGUGGGUGGUCUUGAGAAGCAGUUGAGGGAAGCAGAGAUCCAGCUACAGCAUGCAAAGCUAUCCUCUGAAGCCAGUCAAGAGCAGCAGAAUAUGUUAUAUUCCGCAAUUUGGGAUAUGGAAACUUUAAUUGAAGAUCUUAAAUCAAAGGUUGCAAAAGCAGAUAAUAAGAAUGAGAGUGCAGAAUCUAUUGCAUUGUCUGAAACUAACCUAAAACUUAAUAAAGAACUAAGUAUUUUAAGGGCUAGAAUGGGAUACUUGGAGACAUCUUUGGAUCAAGUUAACACAGCAAAAUUUGCACGUGCAAAUGAAAUUAAUGUCAGGACUAAGUUCAUUAUGGAUAUGGUGAUGCAACUAGCAGUUGAAAGGGAGCGCAUCCAGAAGCAGCUGCAUGCCUUAACAAAGGAGAAUAAAGUUUUGACUGAAAAGUUAUGCAAAACCAUGGUGUGCAAUAACGAAGAUGGUGAUUCCAAUGCUUCUUGUGCAAAAUCAUCCUUGCAAACAGUGGCUGAAUCCCUGGGUAACAGUUAUCAGGUGGAUGAAUCGUCACAAGAUCCUGUCCCGUGUGACAAUAGUGUGAAGGACUCCGUUUCUGUAAAUAGUGAUGCUAGUACAGUUUCCGAUCUUGAGCCUUCAAGGAUUAUAGAGGCCAAGCGACUGAACCUAAAGUAUGUCUCUCUGGCAAUUUUUGUAUCACUACUCUCAAUGUCUGUUUUAUAUUUGCUUAACCAGAAACCAUUCUUCUUCAAUGAUUUGUGAUGGUUAAAUUUUCUCAUGGUCUUAAAUCAAUGGCUUUUUCACAUCA